Molecule: messenger RNA, 939 nt
Organism: Fraxinus pennsylvanica
Lineage: Eukaryota; Viridiplantae; Streptophyta; Magnoliopsida; Lamiales; Oleaceae
Source: the annotation of a GenBank genome assembly
AUGGCAUGUUUAGUCAACUCAUCUGCAUUUGCCUUCUCUAGCAGUAGCUUUCCUUACCCAACCCCCACUACACUCCCCAUCAAGAAUAUGCCCUCUAAGCAAGAUGCAUUAAGAUUUCCUCCUGCGUGGAAGCACCGGGUUACGACCCGACAGACUUUUUCCUCCGACAAGCUUUCGCCCAUAAAGUCAAUGCAAGUCCAUGAGGCAUUACCUGAAGGUCUCAAACCAGAACUUAUGCCUAAACACGUUGCUAUUAUUUUGGACGGUAACCGGAGAUGGGCCAAGGAGAAAGGGUUAUCAGCGGAACUUGGUCAUCUGUCCGGUGGACGUGUAAUAAUGAAUAUAGCAUUUCUCUGUAAUAAAUGGGGAGUCGAUGUUCUUUCGAUAUUUGCAUUUUCAACGGAAAAUUGGACUCGACCCAAGGAGGAGGUUGACUUUCUCAUGGGCCUAUUUGAAGAGGUAGUACAGACUUAUAUGGACGAAGUUACGAGAUACAAUGUGAAGAUAUCAGCAAUUGGAGACAAAUCAAAACUUCCAGAGCCAUUACAGGAACUGGUGGCCACAGCAGAGGAGAAAACAAGAGGCAACACUGGACUCCAUCUUCUGGUAGCUUUAAACUACAGUGGACGCUACGACAUAAUGCAAGCCACUAAAAGCAUUGCAGGCAAAGUUAAAGAUGGCAUAUUCCAAGUUGAAGAUAUAAAUGAAAUCCUAUUUGAGAAGGAAUUGAAAACAAACUGCGCUGAAUAUCCUAACCCAGAUUUGCUUAUACGAACAAGUGGUGAGCAAAGAAUCAGCAAUUUCUACUUGUGGCAAUUGGCCUAUACUGAAAUCUUCUUUUUGAAGAAAAAAUUUCCUGACUUUAAUGAAGAAGAUUUAAUAGAGGCCUUGAGUUCAUUUCAGAAAAGAGAGAGACGCUAUGGUGGAAACAAUACCUAA